GUUCAAACGGUAUAUUAUUAUUCACUACAUCUAACAAACAUUAGUGGUGUUCGGGUGAAAUGAGCCCGAAGGAGUCUGUUGUCGACCCAUAGCCUUAGAUCUGCUGGUGCGCAUGCGCUAACGAUGCAUUUUGCUGCGGUCAACGGCUGCAGCUGGUAGGGCGCAGACACGACCUACAACUGCUGUACAUUUACCUCGCAAACAACCACAGCACUCCACCUGUCCAGGGACAGGACACCACCUGGCGUUGACGGCAGCGUCUUAUCAUUUCAAAAAGCGGCUGUUGCUGAUGUAAUGUUGGAGGACCAGGCUGUGGCACUCUGAGCCUCCCAUGGCUGUUAGCGCCAUGGACUCCGAGUCAGCCCGGACCCCUCAGCCUACGGCUGCCCUGACUAACGGAGGCCGUUCCCUGCUGCCCUCUGGAGCUCUGAGCCCCGUGCUGGGUGCCCGAAGGAAGCACUAUGUCUGCGGCUCCGUCGCGGCGUUUACCAACAUCAUGUUGACUUUCCCCCUCCAGAAGUUGCUGUUCCGCCAGCAGCUGCACGGCGUGCUGGCCACUGAGGCGGUGCGGCAGCUCCAGAGGGAUGGGCUGAGGAAUCUCUACCGGGGCCUGCUGCCCCCGCUGGUCCAGAAGAGCACCACGGUGGCCAUCAUGUUCGGCCUGUACGAGGACUUCUCGAGGGUCCUACUGGACCGCGCCGAUGGCAGCGGUGUGCCGGAGCUGGUCACGCGAAGCUUCGCGGCAGCGCUGGCGGGAACAGCGGAGGCCUUCCUGGCGCCGUUUGAGCGUGUGCAGACUCUCCUACAAGACCAUCGGCACCACGGGCGCUUCAACAACACGGUCCACACCUUCCGGACACUUCUGACUGAGCACGGUGUCAGAGAGUGCUACCGCGGCCUGGUGCCUAUACUUCUACGCAAUGGCCCGAGCAAUGUGCUCUUCUUCGGACUACGCGGGCCCAUCAAGGAGCAGCUCCCAGAAGCCUCUAGCCGGGCAGGUCACAUGGUUAAUGAUUUUGUGUGCGGGGGGUUGCUGGGGGCAGCCCUCGGCAUCAUGUUCUAUCCACUCAAUGUGGUUAAGUCCCGGGCUCAGUCUCAAGUGGGCGGAGCCUUCCAGCCUUGCAGGGAGGUACUGCUAACAGUUUGGAGGGAGAGGGGGGGCAGCGUGGCCAUGCUCUUCAGAGGGGCCCACCUUAACUACCACCGUUCCCUCCUCUCCUGGGGAAUCAUCAAUGCCACCUAUGAACUGCUGCUGAAGUUCAUGAAAGAGGGCGAUUAGAGAUAAUAUAAUAGAGCGGUAGAGCGGACGAAGCACCUGGAGGGGAAAACCUGCUUGGAGUGACGGAGACACGUUGUUGAGGAGAAAGGGAAAAUUGUCCGGGAAUAAGUUUCCUUGACUUAAAGACAGCCAUGAAAUUGCACUUCUGACAGGGGCCAACAGUCCGUGUGAGAUGACCCACAUGCCAUGACCAUUUGCUGUUCAAAAUAUGAUAAGGACACACGCUUUACCCCAUAAAGAACUUCUGCCAGGGUCCAAUUGAAAUCCCCUUGUUUGCUCUCUGUACAAAAAUGUUUUUCAGCAAACUGAACUCCAGUUUCAAGAAGAGGUUACUUGACUGUAUUUACUUGUGUGUGCUGUGGUGUUUUGUAGAGAACAUCUGUUUGUUUGACCAAUAGCAUUUCCUCUGUGAGGCUGUAAUCUGCCACUUAACCUUGUACGUAUUUGUGACAGUGUAAAUGGUCAAGGAGACUAUUAUAAAUGGAGUGUGAGCCGGUUUGUUACUCUUUAUUACCCAUCACCACCAAUUUGGCCUGACGGUUUGUAGAAUCAGAAGGCUGAUACUUAAGAAAUUGUAGAAUUUAGUAUCAGUAAUGACACACGUCUUUGCCAGUUGGAGCUGACAUUUCUUGUGGAGCAGCAUCUAUCGUGGUUUGUUUUGUGGCAUGCUACUGGCAUAUGUGCUUUGAUUAGAACGUUUUUGGAGAAGUGCCCAUUGAUUUCACUAAAACACCUUUAUUGGAAAAGAUCAAAUACGUCUUUAAUGUUAACUUCUGUUGCAGAUCUUUGUCUACGAUUACCUUUAAGAAACCCAUUGCCAUUUAAGAACAUUUUUCUUAUAUUAAUUGAAUGCACUGUUGCUGCAUUUGUUUGUCUCUGGGCUAUUGUUCAUUCAUUUGCUGUACAAAUAACUUUCUCAAUGUUAUUUUCCUUUUAAUUCGCUGUAAUACCACUUCCUUCCUACGUGUAUUUCCUCCCUCUGCUCACAUUCUAUCGGUCCUUCUCUCACGCUUGCUCUCCUGUCUGUCUGUAACAUCUGUUGACAUAAUGGGCUCGGAUUUCAAGCUUGAGUAGCUGCUGUCACCACGCAGCAGCUCUUGCCGAGUACGACAGCCCGAAGAGGAAAGGCAUGCUGCCGGGACACUGAGAGGGAGAGAGAGACGCCCCGCUAAUGGUGCUGAGAGGAUGAAGGAGGGCACAGGGUGAUGUUUUGUGGCACAAAAAGCUCAAGCUGCCAUGUAAAUGCAUCACUUGGCCUACUUCUUCAAAUCUUUUCAUUCUGAUUGUUCACCGCGUGUCGUUUCCUGAGCAUCUUUUCAGGAUCUUCUUGGGUUUCCUUUUUAAAAGCCAGAAUCAAAUUAGGUUUUGAAAGUGGGACAAAAAAAAUUACAUAAUGCUGUUGACAAUUUCCACUUUUCCUUAAGUACAGAUCUCUAAAUCUCUAAGAUGUCAAAUGAGCUUUUACAACCAAAUCAAAUGCUUCGAAAUGACUAUUAAACAUGUUGACAGUGAAUACUUCUGUUAUUUGUGUGUUACUACGAAUGUAGUAAAGGCACGUGUACAUUAUGGAUGUCAGACAGGGCUGAUGGGAGCCACUGCCAUCAGGGUAUGAAUGGGUGAUUAGUGUGAAAGCGCUACGCAAGUAGAAUUCCAUUUACCGUUUUAGGUAAUACUCACAUACCCUGUUAAAGUGAUUCAUUGGGUUUUGAUGGUGAUCAAACCCAACACUUGGUCACAAUGUGUAGUUUAACACCACUAUCUGCUGCUGACGGUAAUGUCGACGCUCCGAAUACGGGUUGUUUUUUUCACGACUAGACUAGAUUACAGUGUCAAGAAGUCAGACUGCAGAUAACGAUGAGAUUAAGGACAGUCUAAUGGGGACUUUGGAUCAGGGAGGGUUGAACUACUGUGGCUACAAAGCCUCUCAACUCUUUCGCUGUUACCUGUUCAACCUACCGCACGUCCUGAUUCCUCUCAGACAAUUCAUCGUAAAAUUCAUUAUUCAUUUAGCAAUAUUUCAUAACGGGAGAGUGCUGUGCUCAGCUGGAAAUCUGAAUAAUUCGGAUACAUUCUCAGUACCCCCCCCCCAAAAAAAGUAGGCUCCAUUGCUACAUGCAUAGUUAAACACUGCAUCCGUGAAGUAUAACAACUCAAUACUGGGAAAUGAAUCCCACAGUACUCAUUACCAGUAUCUGUAGUGCAGUGGUGGUGUAGAGGGGAAGCUGUUUAUACUGCCAGGGUACGACUUCACUCUGUCUGUUGUUCAAUGGUAAAUGUAAUGUCUUCUUACCCGAUUUGUAGACUGUGCGGACUGUCAGGGCCUGCAAGCCCUAAGCAUCAUCUGAAAUGUAUUUUUAUAUAUAUUAUUUGCACAAAUGUGUAUUAAAUUAUUCCCCAUAGUC
Messenger RNA from Gasterosteus aculeatus aculeatus (three-spined stickleback), 3681 nucleotides. RefSeq names its product mitochondrial nicotinamide adenine dinucleotide transporter SLC25A51-like. Lineage: Eukaryota; Metazoa; Chordata; Actinopteri; Perciformes; Gasterosteidae. The record is from RefSeq and is a predicted model, not a curated record. Gene Ontology annotation, biological process: mitochondrial NAD transmembrane transport. Gene Ontology annotation, cellular component: mitochondrion. Gene Ontology annotation, molecular function: NAD transmembrane transporter activity.